CUAAAAUGGCGAACGAGUGUGAGAAGAAUGUUUACCUUUCCAAGCUGGCCGAGCAGGCUGAGCGUUAUGACGAGAUGGCCUCGUACAUGAAGGCCGUGGCUGAGGAAAAAGGAGAGCUCAGUGUUGAGGAACGCAACUUGUUGUCGGUCGCCUACAAGAAUGCUGUUGGCUCUCGACGUGCCUCCUGGAGGAUCGUCUCAUCUGUUGAGCAGAAGGAGACCUCUAAGGGCAACACGACCAAUGCUGAGAUCGCUAAGGGCUACAGAGAGAAGAUUGAGGCUGAGCUCCAGACAAUCUGCGAUGCUAUUCUUGAUCUUCUUGACAAGUCUCUCAUUCCUCAUUCCCAGACCGGCGAGUCCAAGGUCUUCUACUACAAGAUGAAGGGUGAUUACUAUCGCUACAUCGCUGAAUUCAGCACUGGUGAGAAGAGAGAUAAGGCCGCCAAUAACGCCGACCAGGCUUACAAGGAUGCGACCAACAUCGCUCAGUCUGAGUUGCAAGUUACCCACCCUAUCCGUCUGGGCCUUGCUCUCAACUACUCUGUAUUUUACUAUGAGGUCUUAAACCAGCCCGAAGAGGCUUGCAAGAUGGCUCGCAAGGCAUUCGAGGACGCCAUCGCUGAGCUCGAUAAUGUUAGUGAGGAUAGCUACAAGGAUUCUACCCUCAUCAUGCAGCUGCUCAGAGACAAUCUGACUCUUUGGACAUCCGAUCAAGAUGGUGCUGCUGAGGGUGGUGCCCAGUAAUUCCUCUUAUAGAGGCGCUCUCUCUUUACUGGUGGGAGGGUUGUGAAUCUCGCAUGUUCCUCGUGAUCAGGCGAGUUCUAGUGUACACUUCAAGCUCCUUUUUCUAUCACCAC
This is a messenger RNA of Perkinsus marinus ATCC 50983, 856 nucleotides long. RefSeq names its product DNA damage checkpoint protein Rad24, putative. Gene Ontology annotation, cellular component: cytoplasm. The record is from RefSeq and is a predicted model, not a curated record. Bases 6 to 743 code for a protein of 245 amino acids. The transcript has 2 exons. Gene Ontology annotation, biological process: signal transduction. Lineage: Eukaryota; Perkinsozoa; Perkinsida; Perkinsidae.